Acyrthosiphon pisum (pea aphid) is the source of this 471-nucleotide messenger RNA. RefSeq lists its product as uncharacterized. The record is from RefSeq and is a predicted model, not a curated record. The transcript is spliced from 4 exons. NCBI's taxonomy places the organism in Eukaryota, Metazoa, Arthropoda, Insecta, Hemiptera, Aphididae. The coding region runs from base 62 to 460 and encodes 132 amino acids.
UCGAUCAAUAACUUCUUCGGAUUCAGAGGAUGAACAUUUUAGUGAAACUGUUGAUAAGGAAAUGAGUCCGUCAGUAUCGAAAAUAAAACCUAAUUCAAAACGUAACGCAACAAGUGGGAAAAAAAAAUCCAGAAACAAAAAGCCAACGAAGAUUCGCAAAUCAAACCGUGAAAAUGUUGCUGAACUUUUACAAACCGAAGAAAUUGAUGUAGACAUUAAGAAUUCUUUGACUUUUAGACAAGGAGAUGGUGUGGUUACAAUAAAAUGUCCUGUUGAUGACAAGCCGAGCCAUCUAUAUGUAAUCUCACGUUAUAAAAUGUCUAACAUAGAAAAUGUGUUGGUGAAGGAUAGAUGGAAAUUCAGCGAAGCUAUCAUUAGAUUACAUACAAAUGACAACCAUCCGCUUAAUACCAGUCUUAAUCAAGUGAUAAUAGUGAUAAUUUCAAUGUUUUCAGGUUAGGUUAGGUUGUU